Messenger RNA from Bacillus rossius redtenbacheri, 4200 nucleotides. Its product is annotated as mucin-2-like. The record is from RefSeq and is a predicted model, not a curated record. Bases 156 to 2573 code for a protein of 805 amino acids. The transcript has 2 exons. NCBI's taxonomy places the organism in Eukaryota, Metazoa, Arthropoda, Insecta, Phasmatodea, Bacillidae.
GCCGCGUAUCGCGCCCCCUCCAGCCGCCCGCCGUGGCCUUGGCCGUCGCUCUGCCCGGGGCCGCUGGAAGCGCUGGUGGCGGGCUGGUCCUGGAGGGGGCUACUUAUAAGAGGGCGGGGGGCGCUCAGCCACGCACCCCGCGGCGAGAAGUGACCAUGGCAGUCCACGAGGCGCUGUUGCUGUGCGGCGCGGCGGCGCUGCUGCUGGGCGCUGCUCAGGCUUUCACCAUCAGGCCUGAGGCGAGAGCAAAGCGAGAUUGUCUGGCGGACGAACCAAUGGCGGACGUAGGUGAUGUGGCCGCCAAGGAAACCAUGUAUCAGAAGAUGUUCCACAACGCAUUUUCUAAGUUCCUGGAGGCCAUGGUAAAGUGCUCCGAAGAGUACGCCCAGAAGAAGAGACUUGUCAACUGUUUCGACGGCCAAUUCGCGGAGAGUAAGAAGCAGUACAGCAUGUACGACAAGACCACGCGGGAAGACGCUGAAGUGACGUCUCUGCCACUGAAUGCUGGCACAGAAAGUUUUCGGCAGGUGAAAAGCACCGUGUCUCCUUCCAGCGUGAGCUACGAUUUGCUGGCAGACAGCAAAAGCCUUACAGAAGUUUCAGAAGAAACGCCGGUACAAACGACAUACCAGAAGGAGUCUCCAAAAAAGAUUAUAAAGUACUCCAAAAACCCAUACUCUGUAUCCAAGAGCAAGUUCAGUGAUGCGGGGGAACCUGUAGGUCAGUAUUCUGAGAAACAAACAGCUAUUCAACCAGCAUCUCCAGAUUUUAUUCCAAAAGAUUUUCAUUCUAACGAACAACUUACAGACCUUUUUACCAAUCCAGAUAACACAGCCUCAGUUGAAAGACACACAGACCUGGAACCCACAUUAUUAACUGAAUCAUAUACUGCUACUAGUAAACCCCAUCCAGAAUUCGGGAUUAAAGAAGAUUCAGAAACAACACAAAUACCAACAAAUGUAAAAAUAGAAAAUAAAAGUUACAAUUUAUUUUCACAAGAUGCGAAAGAAAUAAAAUCCGAUUCAUUAAUAAACAAGCCAAUAGAAGAAAGUCAGGAAACGGACCCCCCAACUACAACAGAAACAUCAAUUAAAAAUUUUACUCAUCUGAAGAAUGUAGCAGAAGAUAAAUUCGAAAAUACUGUCAUUUCUCCAUCUUCAAGUGAUGUACAUUUACGAAUGCUGCCAACAGAUGAUAAAAGCCCAAACAGCAUUUUUGAACAAACAGAAGUAAAUUAUAAAAAAUCUUCACCCAAACCACAGUUCGAAAUUCGAUCACAACAAAGCAAUAGUGAAAUCUCUGAAGGUUCCGACAAUACAACUGACACCACUAGGCCUGCAACGCCAGAGAAAGUUGAAAAUAGAACUGCAUUCCAAAUAUUAUUUAAUAGAUAUGAUGAACCUACAGCUGUGACAAAUCAUGAAGAGGUCACUACCGCAGGACCAAAGUAUACAGUUUCCAUAGUAAAACCUGUCAAAUAUGAUGCUCAUGAGCCAAAAGGCAAGAUACCAGUUGCUGAAAGUAGACAAGAUGAUGUAAUACUUGAAGAAACACAAAAUGAUGAAAGUUAUCAAAAAGUUUCGACCUCUGAUCAGUUUAUCGAUAAUGGUCAAGCCUAUCAAACACCUGAACAAGAACUUACGUAUAAUGCAUCACCAAAUUUGUCUAAAAAUCUUGAUAAAAUAUUAUUGAGUACAUUGGAACCUGAAUCUACAUCUGUGACAUUUUCAAGUGUGACAAAAGUGCAAUCAGAAGAAACAGUUCCUCCUGAGAUGCAGAUGUUAACAGUAGGAGACGAUAGUUAUGAGUCUCCUAAAACGACUUUACAGCCUCCUAGCGAUAGGGAAAUUGUAGAGUCAACAGUACCAAAGAAAGGUGGACUUGGCAAACCAAAAGAUGGUUCACCAGCAAAAGGUACAAAUAUAAUUGAAGUAGGUGAGGAUAAUCUAUCUUCAAGGCAUUUAAAAACGCAAAUUCCUGAUGACGAAUCAUCUGAAAGCACUAUCACUGUACCCGCUAUGGAACCAACCAUGCCAGUAACACACACAGAUCUCGAGUCGAUGAAGACAGACAUUGUUACGAGCACCGUCGAGACAAUGCCGCGUCACACCACCUCGAGGCGCCCCUCCCUGCGGCCACUGCCCAGCGGACCCUCGCAGGAACGCCACUACUCAUCCACAGAGCUAUCGCCAGAUGCGCAGUCGAAUGAAGUGCUGAGCAGCUAUGGUGAGAAGACUUCUGAUCGGUUCGGCAGGGGGUCGGCAGCUUCAGCGGGAGAAACGAACCCAGAAGCCAGCUAUUUAGCUUCGGCCUCUCUCAGGUCUGAGGAAGUACAGAACGUGGUCGGUACUGAAGACAGGCGUAGCAGUCUUCCAGAAAGCACCCGCGAUCAAGGCGGGGAUAGGAAAAGUGAAUCUACGGACCCUGGAAGUGGCCUCGUGACUUCGAGUCCGGAUAUCACUGUAUCAAAACCGGCUAAAAUAGAUUGUAUGUGCCAUAUGACAGAUGACUUUUUGAAUCAGUUGAAGCAAGGAGUUUGGAAAGCACUCAAAUUUGAGAUAACGCCUCAUUAAACCACAAACAGGGUUAUAAACGUUUUGCGCCACUGAACUCACCGCUAUGAAAGCUAGAGGACGUAUUUUCCUAUUCUGUCCACCCGAGAAGUCGGGUUGAUGCGAAGUGUUAUUGCAACAUGUGUUGCAAAUAUCAUAAUAGUGAUCACCAGAAAAAUUUUUAUUUUAUGCAUUUUAAGAUCAUAUUAAAAUUAUUAAGCUCUAAUAGGAAUUUGUGUACCAUUCUAAAGAAAUGCUACCCAUUUUUCUUUUUGUAUAUGUAAUUAAUUUAUGAUAAUGCGAAAUUAUGAGUAAGCAUUUACUCACCAUAUCAUCAAAAAUUUCUCGUGUAAGUUCGCACAGCCUCGACGUUAUUGAAUUUUCCUAGUGAAGAAUGAUAAGGAAAUUUCCAUCAUAUUGUAAAUAUGUAUAAUUUAUUGCGAUCGUUCGAUGUUCGCUCCAUGGAAUGUAAGAGGACUGGAACGUGUGUUGGUGAUGACAGUGAACGUGGACAGUUUUCAUUUACCCUUUUUUUUUACAUACAUAUGCUCUUUUGUUGAUGGAUUUCGAGCCAAAAGUAUUUUUAAUUAUUACAUAAAAAUUGUGUUUUAUCAAUUUGUUAUCCUCAAAAUUAACUUGAAUCACCUUUGGUGAACACUUUUCAAGCUAACAUUUUUAUUGUGUAAAAUCACUUAUCUGGCCAGAAAUGUUAUAAUAAUUUUAGACUUGUAAACAAUGAGCCACAAGAAAGUGUUGCCGAAAAAUCAUUUGUGAUUAAUAAAACAGGCACCGAACAAAUUUUAUAACAUAUUAAUUUAUAGUGACCACUUUACAAAUCAGUGCACACUAUCUCUAAUCUCUUCACUUUUCCCUACAGAAUAUGAUAGUGCGUUACUGACAUUAAUGGAUCCUUUCACUGGAUAUGCGUUGAUCAAACCAUUAAUUUCUCUAACCCUUCCUUUUAUAAUGAACUUUAUUUUUCGCAUCUGUAACUUGGGAGAUUCUUAUUACUGCUUAUUAAAUCAGAGCUCAGACACUGCUACCAAACAUGAGUAAAUGAUGCUGUAGAAAUGUUCGACCAAGCAACAAAAUUUACAACAAUAAUAUUACGUUUAUUUUAUUUUGUUUUAAAGACCACAGUUAUUUCGUUUAACCUAUUUCUUUUUUUAACAAUAGAAGCAAUUCAUUUUAUUUCUUAAUAUUACAUUUAAUCAAGUAACUUAUUGCGUAUGAGUUUAAGUUUUGUCAACAAACCAUUAGAAGUUCAUGUGUUGGACUGCGAAAGUGCCUAUUUAUAUAAAUAGGGAUAGUGUGUAUUGCGCUUGAUGUCAUUGUAAUUCGUAAUUCGUAACAUCAUUUUUCCUUACGUUGUGCUUUUUUUUUAAUUUUUGACUGUCCACAUUGUGUAUUUAAUUAUUUACUUGUUUAUAUAUUUAUAGUGAAUUGAGAACAUCAACAUUACAAUUUUUCUACUCAUAACAUUAUCAUCUUGUAAAUUAAUACUCAUAUUACUUUUCCACUAAAGUAAAUGAUUAUUUUAAUAUUAUGAAUAGAAAGAUACAAGUUUUGUACAUUACAUGAUUUUGUAUUUUUAUUGUUAUAUAUUUAGUUGUAGAUUUUUACUGACAUUAAAAUAUUUACUUUCAAA